This is a messenger RNA of Penaeus monodon (black tiger shrimp), 2965 nucleotides long. RefSeq lists its product as uncharacterized. The transcript has 3 exons. Bases 254 to 1990 code for a protein of 578 amino acids. Lineage: Eukaryota; Metazoa; Arthropoda; Malacostraca; Decapoda; Penaeidae. The record is from RefSeq and is a predicted model, not a curated record.
UGCGCGAAAAAGUGUCGGGACUCGCACACACUUCCACAUGAACACACGCACGCACACACGCGUACGCACACGGCCACACAAACACGCACACACACUCGUAUAUAUAGUCACGGGCCGUUCAGGUAAAAGCCAGGUGGACGGCGGCAACAGGUAGUGGGGUGAGGUGUUCAAUGCGAGUGGCUGCGUCGGUGUUCAAGCCCUCAGAGACACGCACCUGUUUGCCGUCUGCCAUGACCUGUUAGAUCAACGCUUUAUGGCCAUUCUUUCAACACACAAGAACGGAGCUGCAACCAUGACGAUGCGCCGCAUGCUAGUGCUCUGCUCCAUCUUUGCCAUGAGCGUGAGGACCACCAUCAGUACGGGCGCUUCUGAUGAAACACACCGGAGUAAAAUUGAGACUUCCAAUUCAGUUAGGGGGAAGCCACAGAGCCCCGCGACGCCGUCUCCUGUGCUGGCCCUCCUUCCCAGCAACACCGAUGAAUCAGCUGAGAACGCACAGCUCCUCAAGUCCAGCCACGAUUCAGUUCCUCAGAAUUAUGCCUGGUCGCUAGCUGGCAAGCAGUGGCAUGUAGAUGUAAAAAGAGAUAUUAGUGAACCUGUGAAAGUGAUGGAUGCGACUGAUGACCUGGAAGAAACUGUUUACGAUGAUGAGGACGUCAGUGAUAUCGGGAGCGACGUCUCCGACACGCACAACGACGAUUCUCUGAUGUCUGCCCCGACUGAGUUCCUCGACAUCCUCGACGUCCUCGACGUCCCACUGUUUCUGGAAUCUCCUUCGAAGCGCGGAGGACCCUACUGGGUGGCUCGAGGCAAGAAGGGCAUACGCGACUACAUUCCCUUCUACUGGGGUUCCAAUCAGAAUAUUCUCGGUAAAACUGCCUUCAGUCGCUCUGCCGCCUCGCAGCUGCUUCCCCUCCGACCCAGCGCUCCCCUUCAGAACGAGAGAAGUGGCACGGAGGCGUCUCAAACCAUCAAAAGUUCCGGUUGGGAGUCUAACCAGAAUUUUUGGGGCAAGAGAAAUAACGGUCCCUUUUGGAUUUCUCGAGGAAAGAAGGGAAGAAACGAUGAGCCCUUUAUGCCGGGGCUCAAAUGGUACAGCGGGCAUCGGUCUUGGGGCUCAAAUCCCCCGUACUUUGGAAAGAGAAAUACUUUGCCAUAUGCACGAUUCCAAGCAAACCAGUUAAUUGCCCAAAAUGUGGACAGAAGAGAGGACAAUGGACCCUUUUGGCUGAGUCGAGGCAAGCGAUCGCAGACUCUAGACGAAAAAUUUACUCCCUGGAUGUUUGAAGAGCUCAGCAGAGGCCAGUCAAAGAACUUUUGGACAGCACGAGGCAAGAAAGAAGAGGAAGGUGAAACCAGGCCUUUCUGGAUCUCAAGAGGAAAGAAAAAACAGGGGACAACGGUGACCCGCGGAGCGUCAACCCAAGACGUUACCAACCCAUUCUGGGUUUCAAGAGGCAAGAAAAACCACAGUCCAUUCUGGGUUGCGAGAGGGAAAAAGGAAAAAGACAUCGGCCUCUGGGAUAAAGGUGGAAAAAUGGAUAAGCCAUUUUGGAUCGCCAGAGGGAAGAAAGCUGCUGAGUCUACUUUCAGGGAGAAAGAUGAAAUGGCUGACAGACCAUUUAAGGACGGAAGAUGUAAGAAAGAAAGGGAAGACAAUUCUUUCUGGGUCGCCAGAGGGAAGAAGGAAAGAGAAGAUAAUCCCUUUUGGGCUGUGAGGGGAAAGAAAACUGAAGGAAACAAUCCAUACUGGAUAUCCAGAGGAAAGAAAGCAGAUGCAGGAGACAUAUUAGACAAUUCAUAUUGGGUUACACAGGGAAAAAAGGAAGGUUACGAGAAUCCCUUCUGGGUCUCUAGAGGGAAAAAAGAGGAAGUAGCGAACCCCUUCUGGGUCGCCAGGGGAAAGAGGCCUACACAUGAGCCGGCGGAAAAUGGGGAAGAAGGUGGACCUUUCUGGGUAGUUCGAGGCCGCAGGGAUUACGAUCCGUAGACCCAACAAGGAGACUCGGAGCAGCUUCUGCAAUUCAUGGAUGUAGUGCUUGCAGACGAUCAAAAUAAAGCACAGAGAAGAAACAAUGACAUGCCGGUCUCUUCCUCAUAUACAUCGCUGACCCUAAGGGCUGGUCCUGAUCAGGCUCUCCGAAUUCGAAGAGAUUAAUCCUGACCAAUAUCCCUAAAAGACGAAUCCCGGACAUAACAUGCUGGUCCCGAAUGAUUAGUCCUGGACUUUAGUCAAGGUCCGAGAGAGCGCUUAUAUAAAAAAUAAAAAAUAAAUAAUAAAAAAAUGAAAAAAACACCUUGCAUGAAAGAUUCAUCCCCUUAGAUCAAGAAGUCUUUACACAGUAAUAGGAUAACAGUGAUAAGAGGUUAAAGAAAGAGCUUUCCCUCUCUCAAAUCGUGAACAAAACCCCAUGGUAAUUGAGGACAUGAUUAACUAGCUCGGGGACUUUUUUUUUUUUUUUUUGUACUUUACAUCAAGAAUAGACGGCGUUUACUAAGUCUUUAAAGCUAUCUUUUCUAUAGGAUACACUACUAGGCACCAGUCCUCAUAAGUGAGAGUGUGACAGGCAAUAAAACGAAGAGAGGACGAGAGAUAGAAAAGGAAAGACAAAGAAGGGCAGAUUAAUAAUGAGAGAAUUUGCCGUCUGAAAUACAAUAGCUAUUAAUUACUAUGGUGACAUUGUUGUUGCUCGAAUCUAAGUGUAUUUUUUUUUCACUGCGACUGCAAAUUCUGUCUAGAAUGAAAUAACAGAAAUUGACUAGCACCUGCGCAGUUUUUUUCAACCUUCAUUUAUGCCUUAACAUAUCAGAAAAAAACAAAUGUAUGAAUGAAAGAAAAAAAAAUGUGUAAGGUAUUUCACACAUCGAAACAAGACAGCUAUAAUUGUUUAUAUACUUGGGUGUGUGUUUGUGUUUCUUGCAGUGUGUGUGUGUGUGUGUGUGUGUGUGUGUGUGUGUGUGUGUG